AUGACUGCCCCUCAAGGUUUUGCUACCACUGAUUCUACUCAUGUCUGCAAGCUACAAAAAUCAUUAUAUGGUCUCAAGCAAGCCUCUUGGAUGUGGUUUGAAAAAUUUACACAAGCCUUAACUACUCUCGGCUUCACACAGUUCAUUGCUGAUUAUUCUCUUUUCACUACCUCUUCAAAGGAUUCCUUUAUUGCCAUCCUCAUCUCUAUGGAUGAUGUCAUCAUCACAAGCAAUGACCAUGCCCGUAUCAUCUCUCUCAAAAGGCACAUUGAUAAUAAAUUUGGCAUCAAAGAUCUUGUUCCCUUAUGGUUCUUCUUGGGGCUUGAAGUUUCACAAUCCGAAGCCGGGAUAUUUCUCAUCCAACAUAAGUAUGCUUUUGAUAUUGUUCAAGAAACUAGUCUUCAAGAUUGCAAACCUUGUUUGACUCCAAAGGAACAACAAAAUCAUCUUAUUGAUGCAACUAGUCCACCUUAUUCGGAUCCUGUACAAUAUCGACGGUUGGUUGGCAAAUUGGUCUACCUCACUGUUACUCGACCAGAAUUGAGUUUUGCUAUCAAUCGCUUGAGCCAAUUCAUGCAUCAACCCCACCAAGAACACUUUGAUGUAGCACUAAGAGUUGUUCGUUAUAUCAAGGGAACUCUCUUUGCUGGGCUGUUCUUCUCAACCUCAAGUUUUCUUCAUCUCCAAGGGUUUUGUAACUCAGACUGGGUUAGUUGCCCCCUUACUCACCGCUCAACUACAGGAUACCUCACCUUACUUGGUGACUCCCCUCUCUCAUGGAAGACUAAGAAACAACACACGGUUUCCCGCUCUUCUGCUGAAGCUAAAUACCGUGCAAUGGUUGCCACUUCAUCCGAAAUCAUCUGGUUACGAUGGGUGCUUGCUAAGCUUGCAGUUCUCAUAUUUGACCCUCCAAUUCUAUAUUGUGACAGCAAGACCACUCUCCACAUUGCAGCCAAUCCAGUCUUCCACGAACACCCUAAACACAUCGAGAUCGACUAUCAUUUUGUCCGUGAUCUUAUCCAAUGUGGCAAGCUAUUCACUGCGCAUGUAUCAAGAACCUCACAACCAGAUGAUCUGUUUAGCAAAGCUACCCCAGCUAAUCAUUUUCGAGAUCACUUGUCGAAGUUGGGCAUCAAAGAUGCUCUAACUUGA
Molecule: messenger RNA, 1155 nt
Organism: Nelumbo nucifera (sacred lotus)
Lineage: Eukaryota; Viridiplantae; Streptophyta; Magnoliopsida; Proteales; Nelumbonaceae
Source: RefSeq, a predicted model, not a curated record